GGUUCUUUCCUGGUUUGUUUCCCACCACGGCUUGUCUGAAGUUGAUUCAUGGCGCUUCCACCAGCAUCCUUUACUGUUGGUUCUCUCUACCUUGCUGGUUUCGCUCAAGCGCGUGCUCCACAUGCAGGCCUCAUCAUUCCAUCCAGAACCUCUUCAGGACGCCUCGUGCACAUCCGCAUAGACCGCGAGACCUCUCCAACAUGGGCAUACCAGUCCAGGGCUCAGAAGAUCGAGGGAGACAUGUUCUUCUCCACCCUGCUUAAGCUACGAGAUGUAUCGGCGGGAAGUAUCACUGUCGCCCAGCUCGAGGAGGCCGCUAUGUCAGUGCCUGCGCCCGACAACGAUGAAUUUGGAGAGUGCUUGCCGUGGGUGUUGCAGGUCGUGCAGACACUCCAUGAUAUGGACUUGAUCGUUUUGACUGAUAUCAAAGAUCUCGGGAAAGAGUUCGAGGAAUUUGCUACUGGAAAUAAGGCGUAUGCUACCAGAACUAAAUUCCCAAACGUGAAGGCCUCUCAGUUCUGUACCUGAGUUCUAAGUGUUGUAUAGGGACAAAAAUGCGCAUGCCAAGAGUAAUUGGGGCCCUAUAUACGUAGGAUCUUGCCGGACUCAGUGCUAUAUACCUUAUGUGUCUGCUUCAUUUGUUCAUUUCCUGUAUUCGCGUGAUCAAAUACUUCCAUUC
Molecule: messenger RNA, 679 nt
Organism: Serpula lacrymans var. lacrymans S7.9
Lineage: Eukaryota; Fungi; Basidiomycota; Agaricomycetes; Boletales; Serpulaceae
Exons: 1
Coding region: 49-528 (159 amino acids)
Source: RefSeq, a predicted model, not a curated record